This is a messenger RNA of Naegleria lovaniensis, 483 nucleotides long. RefSeq lists its product as uncharacterized. Lineage: Eukaryota; Heterolobosea; Eutetramitea; Acrasida; Naegleriidae. The coding region runs from base 1 to 483 and encodes 160 amino acids. The record is from RefSeq and is a predicted model, not a curated record. The transcript has a single exon.
AUGUCUGAACACAACAAGCACAGUCCAUCAUCAUCAUCACAAUUUUUUGGAGAUAUUGAUGAUGCCUUUGAUAAAAUCAUUCAUAUGGAACAAAAUUUUUAUGAGAAUGGAAAGGAAUUAGGAAUGCAACAUGCUGCAUUGGUCGGAAAGGAAGAAGGAUUUAAUUUUGGAGUGGCCUAUGGAAGAAAAGUCGGAAAGGAAAUUGGAGAAUUGAUUGGAUUAUGUAUCUUUUUAAAAAAUUAUUUGAAGAAUGAUCAUGAAGAACGAGUUUUAUCGGCCACAAGAGAAAAAAUUAUUUCCACAAUUUUACAAAUUGAGAGUUUGGUGAAGGAUUUCCCAUGGGAUAAUCCUGCUAAUGGUUCAGUCAAUUUAGAAGAAUUUGUUGAAAAUUUGAGAAAUAAGAAGAAGCUUUUAGAAAUUAGGUCUAAACAAAUUCUUGGAAAAGUGACUAGUGUACAAAAACAACAAGAUUAUUCAUUCUAA